Molecule: messenger RNA, 2135 nt
Organism: Adineta steineri
Lineage: Eukaryota; Metazoa; Rotifera; Eurotatoria; Adinetida; Adinetidae
Source: the annotation of a GenBank genome assembly
AUGGCAACAAAGACUACUACUACUACUACUACGACAACGCCUUCUACUCCAAUUGAUUUUUCUAUAACCGAUAAAAAAAUUCAAUUUGGAAAUAAUGAAAAAGAUAUUUUAGCUUAUUGGAAACAAAUCAAUGCAUUUGAAACAAGUAAUAAAUUAUCGAAAGAUCGACCAAGAUAUACAUUCUACGAUGGACCACCUUUUGCUACUGGUCUUCCACAUUAUGGUCAUAUCUUAGCUGGUACAAUCAAAGAUACAGUUACUCGAUGGGCGUAUCAAACAGGACAUUAUGUUGAGCGUCGAUUUGGUUGGGAUUGUCAUGGUUUACCUGUGGAAUAUGAAAUUGAUAAAACACUUGGUAUUAAAGGUCCUGAAGAUGUAGCUAAAAUGGGUAUUGCUACUUAUAAUGAUCAUUGUCGAAAAAUUGUUAUGCGAUAUGCUGGUGAAUGGGAAGAAAUUGUUGAACGUAUGGGUCGAUGGAUUGAUUUUCGUCGAGAUUAUAAAACAAUGUAUCCAUGGUUUAUGGAAUCGGUUUGGUUUAUUUUUAAACAAUUAUAUGAAAAAGGUUUUGUCUAUCGUGGUUUUAAAGUAAUGCCAUAUUCAAUGGGUUGUUGUACUCCAUUAUCAAAUUUUGAAGCUGGACAAAAUUAUAAAGAUGUCGAUGAUCCAGCUGUUUGGGUAUCAUUUCCACUUACACUUGAUCCAACAGUUAAACUUGUUGCAUGGACAACAACACCAUGGACAUUACCAUCGAAUCUUGCACUUUGUGUUAAUCCAAAUUCUAAUUACGUGAAAAUUCUUGAUAAAGCUAAGAAUGAAGUUUUUAUUCUAAUGGAAAAACGUGUAGCUGAUCUUUAUAAAAAACCUGAUGCAUAUCAAGUAUUAGAAACUUUCAAAGGAUCUACUUUAAAAGGAAUGCAUUAUACACCAUUAUUUCCAUAUUUUGCUAAUAUUUCAACAGCUUUUCGUGUUUUAUGUGAUGAUUAUGUAACAGAAGAAAGUGGUACUGGUAUUGUUCAUCAAGCUCCAUAUUUUGGAGAAGAUGAUUAUCGUGUUUGUUUGGCAAAUGGUGUUUUUAAUAAAGAUAGUGGACCUGUUGUUUGUCCAAUUGAUGCUCAAUGUCGAUUUACUGAUGAAGUUAAAGAUUUUCAAGGAUUAAAUGUAAAAGAAGCUGAUAAAGUAAUUAUUAAACAUUUAAAAGAAGCUAAACGACUUGUUCAUCAAUCUGUAAUGAAACAUUCAUAUCCAUUCUGUUGGAGAAGUGAUACACCAUUAAUUUAUCGUGCUGUUCCAUCUUGGUUUAUUCGUGUUGAAGGAAUGGUUGAUCGAUUAUUAGCUAAUAAUAGUAAAGCAUAUUGGGUACCUGAUUUUGUUAAAGAAAAACGUUUUGCUAAUUGGCUUCGCGAUGCACGUGAUUGGGCUAUUUCACGUAAUCGUUAUUGGGGUAAUCCAAUGCCAUUAUGGAUGAGUGAAGAUGGACAAGAAAUUGUUUGUGUUGGUUCAAUUGAAGAAUUAAAAGAACUAUCCGGUGUUUCUGUUGAUGAUAUUCAUCGAGAAUUUGUUGAUGAUAUUACAAUUCCAUCACGAUUAGGUAAAGGUGUAUUACGACGUAUUCCUGAAGUAUUUGAUUGUUGGUUUGAAUCUGGUUCCAUGCCAUAUGCUCAAGUUCAUUUUCCAUUUGAAGGACGUAAAACAUUUCAUGAUACAUUUCCAGCUGAUUUCAUUGCUGAAGGUAUUGAUCAAACACGUGGAUGGUUUUAUACAUUGUUAGUUAUUUCAACGGCUUUAUUUGAUCAACCACCAUUCAAAAAUUUAAUUGUUAAUGGAAUUGUUCUAGCAAGUAAUGGAGAAAAAAUGUCAAAACGAUUAAAAAAUUAUCCUGAUCCAAGGGAAAUUUUCGAAGCACAGGGAGCUGACGCAUUGAGACUCUAUUUAAUUACAUCACCAGUCGUACGUGGUGAAUCAUUGAAAUUCAAAGAAGAGGGUGUUCGUGAUGUUGUUAAAGAUGUCUUUUUACCAUGGUAUAAUGCAUUACGUCUUCUUAUUCAAUCAUGUGAUCAAUUAGAAAUUGAUAAAAAAGUUCAAUUUACUUAUGAUGAAAAACGUUUAUAUUCAUCUAUGUCAUUAAAUACAAAUGU